Molecule: messenger RNA, 988 nt
Organism: Rhea pennata
Lineage: Eukaryota; Metazoa; Chordata; Aves; Rheiformes; Rheidae
Gene: SPAG8
Product: sperm associated antigen 8
Exons: 7
Coding region: 4-924 (306 amino acids)
Biological process (GO): positive regulation of transcription by RNA polymerase II
Cellular component (GO): cytoplasm; nucleus
Molecular function (GO): microtubule binding
Source: RefSeq, a predicted model, not a curated record
GCCAUGGAGCCGGGAGCGCGGCGGGGACCCGAGACCCCCCGAGGGGUGGCUCUGACAGGCCACGUGCCUCCCCCGUACCCCGGAGAGAGGCCGCUGCGCGCGGCCAGCGUCCCCAGCGAAGGGCCUGUGCCCGAGGUAGCCGACGAGAAGCCGUUCUGCGACGGGGAGACGCUCGUGGCCGCGGCUGCGACAGCCGGCGAGGCCCUACCGGCUCCAAGCAACAGAGCUGGAGCGGUGCCACCCGCAGAGGUCGGGAAGGAGCCCCGUGGGCUCGAGCUGCCACCCUGCCGUGGAACGGCAGGGCCCUGCGUUGGAGAGCCGCCCCCGAGCCUGGCGCAGACGCUGCCCGUCCCAGUGCGGACACCCGCGGAGCAGCCGAGCCAGCCCACGCCCCGGGGAAGCUGCUUGGUCCGCAACUGGCAGGAGGAGAGAGCCACGAAUGACCUGGACCACGUGCCCAGGCCGGAGCUGGGCAGCGAGGGGUUCUUCUACCGGCACGGCCACCGCGGGCUGCUCACCCACCAGCUCCUCUCCCAGCUGGCUGACAGCACCACCAUGAAGGACGCCUACCGCCAGCCCUGGAGGACGGCACUCCCAGCACGAGGGCAGCGGGAAGCCAUGCUGGAGUUCAUGCUGUACCAGAAAUACAGGAAGGAAAUGCUGGAGGAGAUCUGUCCACCCCCUGGUCCCAUGGAGUCGGUCUCCACCACGCACCGGGACUACUGCGCAGAGGGCUUCCAGCCCACACCGCUGCCCCCCACCCAGCCCCAUGACUGCUACACGGAGCAGCCCCGCAGCUACUGGCUGGAGCAAGCCCACAGCGUGCCCGGUGUCACCAGCAUCCACGCCACGAACGCUCCCUUUCGGAGGAACGCGGCCUUCUCUACCCCCAUCAUGGAGUACCUGGGCCAGCCCCUGCCCUGACACCCGCGAGAGCGGUCCCAGCCUCUGGCCUGGCCGAGCAAUAAAGCGCAGGAGGUAGCGGCUG